This is a messenger RNA of Capsicum annuum, 2026 nucleotides long. RefSeq names its product laccase-4. The transcript is spliced from 6 exons. Gene Ontology annotation, cellular component: apoplast. The record is from RefSeq and is a predicted model, not a curated record. Lineage: Eukaryota; Viridiplantae; Streptophyta; Magnoliopsida; Solanales; Solanaceae. Bases 70 to 1740 code for a protein of 556 amino acids. Gene Ontology annotation, molecular function: copper ion binding; hydroquinone:oxygen oxidoreductase activity. Gene Ontology annotation, biological process: lignin catabolic process.
AUCACAACUGAAAAGAAAACCAAUACUCUUUCUAUUAGUUAAAAAAGAGAUAAACAGACAAACAAAAAAAUGGAAUCUUGGCUUCGUAUUUUGUUCUUGUUUGGAUGCCUUUUCCCAGCUUUUGUUGAAUGCCGGAUUCGACGUUACAACUUUAAUGUGAUGAUGAAGACUACGACUAGGCUGUGUUCUAGCAAGCCCAUUGCCACUGUUAAUGGCAAAUUUCCAGGACCUACUAUCUAUGCUAGGGAAGGUGACACUGUGCUCGUCAAUGUUGUUAACCAUGCCAAAUAUAAUGUCUCUAUCCACUGGCAUGGAAUAAGACAACUUAGAUCAGGUUGGUCAGAUGGACCAGCAUAUAUCACACAAUGCCCAAUUCAGCCAGGUCAAAAUUAUGUGUACAACUUCACCAUCACAGGUCAAAGGGGUACACUCUUUUGGCAUGCUCAUAUUCUAUGGCUGAGAGCCACUAUGCAUGGUGCCCUUGUCAUCUUGCCUAAGCUUCGUGUGCCAUAUCCAUUUCCAAAACCUGAUCAUGAAGCUGUAAUUAUUCUAGCUGAAUGGUGGAAAUCCGAUACUGAAGCGGUGAUUAAUCAAGCCAUUAAGUCAGGUUUAGCCCCUAAUGUUUCUGAUGCUCAUACAAUCAAUGGCCAUCCUGGAACCAUUUCAAAUUGUCCAUCCCAAGGUGGAUACACAUUGAGUGUUGAUCCUGGAAAAUCCUAUAUGUUGCGAGUAAUCAAUGCUGCACUCAAUGAAGAACUCUUCUUCAAGAUUGCUGGUCACAAGAUGACCGUAGUCGAAGUAGACGCUACCUAUGUAAAGCCCUUUAAAACAGACACAAUUAUAAUUGCACCAGGCCAAACUACAAAUGUAAUUGUCACAGCUGAUCAAGGUUCAGGAAAAUACAUGGUUGCUGCAUCUCCCUUCAUGGACGCACCAAUUGCAGUAGAUAACGUGACUGCAACAGCCACGUUACAUUAUUCGGGCACUUUGGCUAGUUCAAUUACUACAUUGACUAGCACUCCGCCCAAAAAUGCCACCCCUGUGGCUAACAAUUUUGUUGACUCUCUUCGAAGCCUCAAUUCAAAAAAAUACCCUGCUAAAGUACCAAAAAAUGUUGAUCAUUCGUUGUUUUUCACGGUCGGGUUGGGAGUUAACCCCUGUCCUACUUGCAAACAGGGGAAUGGAAGCAGAGUUGUUGCAAGUAUAAACAAUGUUACGUUUACCAUGCCAACAGUAGCCCUUUUACAAGCACAUUUCUUUGGCAUCAAAGGAGUUUAUACGACAGAUUUUCCUCCAAAUCCACCAUUUAAGUUCAACUAUACUGGAACACUACCAACAAAUUUGGCUACAAUUAGUGGGACGAAGGUUUAUCGAUUGCCUUAUAAUGCGACAGUUCAAUUAGUUUUACAGGAUACUGGAAUUAUAUCCCCUGAAAACCAUCCUAUCCAUUUGCACGGGUUCAAUUUCUUUGCCGUAGGUAAAGGAGUUGGAAAUUUUAAUCCGAAAACAGAUCCGAACAAUUUUAAUCUUGUCGAUCCUGUUGAGAGGAAUACAAUUGGAGUACCUUCAGGAGGAUGGGUAGCCAUAAGAUUCCGUGCUGACAAUCCAGGAGUUUGGUUUAUGCAUUGCCAUUUAGAGAUUCACACAACAUGGGGAUUGAAGAUGGCAUUCCUUGUCGAUAAUGGCAAGGGACCAAAUGAGUCACUUUUGCCUCCUCCAAAGGAUCUUCCAAAAUGCUAAAAUUUUGCAUGGCAGAGGCUGAAAACGAAGAAAAGAGAGUCUAUUAGGAAGUAUCACCGAAAACAAAAAGUAUGUUGUGCUUUAUACCUUUAGUUUGAUCGGUAUCUGUCUAAUUCAACCAUUUAUUUGAGUAGUUUUUUCUUCAGCAAAUUGAUUGUAUUCAUUUCUUGAAUGAAACACCAAAAGUUUUGCUCAAGCAAAUCUAAAUAAUUAUUAUAUGUUGUUUGUAUGUAUACAUUCUAUUUGCGGUUUCUAAUAGAAAGUUUGAUAAUGUGCAUUUCUUUCA